UGCUGUCAAAACAGAAACGUCAAACGACCUGAACAGGACUGCCAACAGCAACCCUUGACAGCUUCGGUCGAAACGUCAAGGGCCUUUCUUUUGGAUUGUUCUUCCACAUUGAACGAUCUGCCGCGUGUUGUGCUCCGAUAAAAUAAGCAAAAAUGGCCGUACGACCAGCGUUUAAGCCGAAGAUUGUGAAGAAGCGGACGAAGAAGUUCAUCCGCCACCAGUCGGAUCGCUAUGACAAGCUCGCGCCUAACUGGCGUCGGCCGAAAGGUAUCGACAACCGAGUGCGUCGUCGCUUCAAGGGACAGUACCUGAUGCCCAGCAUUGGUUACGGUUCGAAGCAAAACACCCGCCAUAUGCUGCCGAACGGAUUCAAGAAAUUCCUGGUCCACAACGUCCGCGAGCUGGAGGUGCUGAUGAUGCAGAACCGUGUGUACUGUGCCGAGAUCGCACACGCCGUGUCGUCCAAGAAGCGCAAGGCAAUCGUCGAGCGUGCAAAGCAGCUGGCUAUCGCCGUCACGAACCCGAACGCCAGACUGCGUGCCCAGGAGAUGGAGUAAGAUGCUUUAUCACUGUCGGACGCGGCGCUUCGGUUUGGUGGAUCUAUUAUUCUUUCUUUUGGUGGAAAGGAUCCCGUUUUGAGAAGUAAUAAUAAGAGAAAUUACCCUUAAAACGGCAAA
Messenger RNA from Anopheles stephensi (Asian malaria mosquito), 677 nucleotides. It is a transcript of the gene RpL32, whose product is annotated as 60S ribosomal protein L32. Gene Ontology annotation, biological process: translation. Gene Ontology annotation, molecular function: structural constituent of ribosome. Gene Ontology annotation, cellular component: cytosolic large ribosomal subunit; ribosome. The transcript has 3 exons. The record is from RefSeq and is a predicted model, not a curated record. NCBI's taxonomy places the organism in Eukaryota, Metazoa, Arthropoda, Insecta, Diptera, Culicidae. The coding region runs from base 153 to 557 and encodes 134 amino acids.